CAAAGUGGCAGGGUUUAAUGGGUUUAAAACGUUUUUAUACCAUUAGCUGCAUAUUUACAUGUCAUAUAUAGUAAAACUGAGUUCAGACUGGAUUACAUGUCAUUCAUAGAACUGCAUUGGAAAACAGCGUUAUAGUUCUUUUUCACACUGUGUGCUAAGUGUGCCCAAUUUUAGGUUGUUAACUGAAUUUCUUUCUUUUUUUUAAUGCUUGUUUAACAUGGAGCCCGCACCUAAACAGCCCAAAGCUAAAUAAGCUCACGGUGGCAGCUCCUCGUGGAAGCCUGGAAGUUUCGGGAAGAGCAGAAAGCUAACCGGGAGCUGAAGUUAGCGGGGACGGUAAACUUCCUCUGCCACGUCUGAGCUCCAGCAGCAGCAGCAGCACUUCCCCCGGAGCUCACAGCCAGGACCGCGGCGCAAAAACGACAGGGACACACGUGAAUUAAUUAACGAACAGCCAUGCUGCCCAGGCUCCCUUUCUGUCUCCUAAUUUCUCUGCCAGUUCUCCUGGUGCAAGGGAGCAUCACUAAUUCAUCCAAGAAGAGCGCCGAUGCCCCGGCCGGUCCAGUAUCUCGCCCGCCGCCACUGCCUCCUCCACCUCAGGGUGACCCAAGCUGGACCCUAGGUCUGCGGCUCUACCAGGCCCUCCGCUCCGACUCGAGCUCCGUAAAUGUCAUCUUCUCUCCUCUGCUGGUGGCCUCCUCUCUCGGAGCACUGGGGGAAGCUUCAGUCGGUAACACCUCCAGCCAGGUCCGAGGUAUCCUCAACCCACCGUCCCCCGACAAGGCGGGGACGCAGGUUCCCGAACGUCUUGCCGAGGCGUUGAAGAGCUUCAGUGAAGCCAACGGAACCAGCUUUCACCUGCACGCAUCCUCAGCUGUGUUUUCCAAGCAGGUCUCUCCAGUCGACCAGGCCUUUGUGAAGCAGAGUCAGGCUAGGUUCAGAGUGCAGCAUCAGACUCUGGGGAAAGGAGACUCCAAGGCUGACCUGAAGCAGCUUCAGGACUGGGCUAAGGCCGGCCUUAGUGGACUGGAAGGCGCUCCUUUGGAGGCCGAAAUCAAGGCCAGGGCUGGAGCUUUGAUCCUGGCGAAUGCAGUGCGUUUAAAAGGGCUGUGGGAGAGAGAGUUCAACGAGGAAAGCGCAGAUCGCCGUACCUUCCUGGGAAAGAAAUACACCAAAGUGGUGAUGAUGCACAGAGCAGGUUUGUACCGCUUUCAUGAAGACACUGACAACAUGGUGCAAGUUCUAGAGGCGCCUCUGUGGGGAGGCAGGGCCAGCGUCGUGCUCCUGCUGCCCUUUCAUGUCGAAAAUCUGGCUAAGUUGGAAAAGCUGCUGACCCUGGAGCUGCUGUCCAAGUGGCUGGAGAAGGCCAGUGUAACCAGCGUGGCCAUCUCUCUGCCCAAGGCAAACAUCACUAGCACGCUCAGUCUGCAGAAACAGUUGGUUACUUUAGGUUUGACCAAUGCCUGGGACCAGAAGUUGGCUGACUUCUCUGGGGUGUCAGCCAAGAGCAAAGGAAAGCUUCACCUUGGUGGCGUCCUCCACUGGGCUACCCUGGAGCUGGCUGCUCAGGCAGGGAAAGAAGAUGCUGACCUACAGGAGGAACACAUUGAUCGGCCUAAAUUGUUCUACGCCGAUCACCCCUUCAUUCUCUUCGUCAGAGACAGCGCCACGGGAGCCCUGCUGCUGAUGGGAGCUCUGGACCACGUGGAGGGAGAGCCCUUACAUGAUGAACUGUAGCACCCUCCCUCCUGUCGCGUUAUCCUUCUUUUCUCAUCUUUGGUGUUUCUUUUCUUUUCGCAUCCCCCUCUCAAAAGACUGCACACUGGUUUCUGAGUGGAGACAUUGUCAUUCACUGUUGCACACAAUCGCAUCAGACUACGUCUGGCUGUCAGGCUGACACCGCGUAGUCUCACACUGACUGACACUGACACCGACACCGCCAUACUCGACAGAGUCACACUCGCACAGUAUCACCAACAUGGCAUAUAGAACAAAAAUACUGUAAGAGACAUUACUAAAGUUGACGGAUACACCAAAAACACUAACUUUGAGAGACUACUUGCCUUUUUUUCCCCCCUCCUUCCCCACACACACGCACGCGCAAGGACUCGAUCAUCAAGUCAACACAAUACGAGAUGACAAACACCAACAUGCUUGACAAGCACAAGUAGUUACACUGACACAACAUAAGCAACCGACAAAGAACUUCAACAAACAGAAGCUCGCAGUGACACUUGAAACUCUGCUGUCAGGGCAGGUGCGCGUUUGUGUGUUUGCGCAGUGACCGACACAUCAAGGGUACCCCUGUGGCCAGUCUCUAAGCUGGCAGGGACCAUUGGCGGGGUCCCCAGGGCUACGUCCAAGGAAGACUGAUGGCUCAGCCAAGUGCUUAUUGAUGAGCCAGCUUAAUGCUAAUGACUGUAAUGCGUUACAACGCUUGUCAACAACACGGAGAGGACGGGGAACCUUUUAAUCUCUUAAUGCCAUCGGGGAUCAAUGACACCAUUAUGCUGUUGGAAACAAAUGUAACUUACAUUACUUGAUGUAAAUGUAACAAGUUUAUAUUUAGAAAGAUUACACAAACUCAAUGACGUCUCCAUGUUGAAUAUAUUUUUUUAAAUUUAGGACAAUGUUUGAAUAAAGGGCUGUUUUGGGGGGAUUUUUUGAAUUCUUUAUUGUCAGUCUCAUCACUUUUCACUGAUUCAAAACAAACAAAAGUGUCCUGUUGAUAUGUCAGAUGUCUGUUGCAGGUAAUUUAUUUUCCUCAACUUCAACCCUGAACUAAAAGGCCUUGCAUGCGCCGCCAGGGUCUAUGGAAGUAGAUUUAAAGCCCCAAACUGAAUCACUUACUGAAUUUUAGUGGCAACACAUGAUAGAAUUGCAGUGCAUUGAAAGUGUAGCAGGCGACUUUGUCAACACAGUCACAGAAUGCUCUCCAACAACCUCAGGUAAAAUGCGUUUCUUCCAUUUCCACCGAUAAAUAAUUGAGAAAUCAAAUCUAUGGUUGAAUAAAAGAAAACGAAGGUCCCUGCUUGCCGUUCCUCUUAAAACAGCGUUCGGGUUUUGGUGUCUUCGGUGUUUGAAGUGUUUUAUUUAAAGCACCCGAACAUUUUAGGAGACUUUUGCGUUGCACCGGCCGCCCAUCUGUCUGCACAAACAAAAUACUUGAUGUGUGAUGGUUUUAUCCCAGAUGUGUUAAAAGCCUAGCGUCAAACACCGAAAAUGUAAAUGUGAGAUGCAUCUGUCUUGUUGCAGUGGUCUAGAGGCACACAGCUGGACUGUCUGAUUCACAGCAUUCAACAAAAUCCCUCUCAGGACCACUGUGCUAGUCCAUCCUUGUUCCUAAAUUAGCCACCUGUACAGGUCUGCUCGGCAACAGUGCGCGGCGUGCAUGUGUACUGUUCCUGUGAAGCCGUGCACCUAUAACAAUAUCCUCUCUGCAGUGGCCGUCUGUGCAGCACAGAUUUCUAAAGGGCACUAUAUAGCGGGUAUACUUCAUACUGAAUAACCCGUGGACUCGAUUCAGACAAGCCGAUGAUGGAUCAGUGGUCGUCUGCUGUGAGCUCAUCAAUCCUGCUUAUUCUAACACCGGCUCCCUGCUGGCUCACCUUCACAUUUCAUUCAGAGCACCUACAACCGCAUGCAUGUUCCACAUCUGCUCACAGGUAGCCAGACAUAAUCAGAUUUUUGAAGAAAAGGGUAAGAAAGCAGUAACUCGAUGAUGUGGAGCAGUAGCAUUCAACCUAGCAUAAAUCAAUCUAGUAAUUCGUGAUUUGAAGGGAGUUCUGUCAACUAAUAAUAUUUAUCCUCCCUUUAUAAAGAUGUUUUAGGAUUUUCCAUUUAUUUAGUGUAGUUAGGACCUGAUAUUUACAUCUCAUUUAAUGUAAAUUUGGUGGUAUGGCUCUAUUUUGACACACUCCUGUGUGUGAAAUGCAGUAGGCAGGGACAUGGAAAGUGGGAGGCAUAAAGACCCCGAGCACAGAAGUGAUCCAGCAUCAGUGACAAUAUAUUGUACAACAUGUGACACUGAUUAAUACACACACGGGAUAGAAGAAGGAGCUCAGGUGAAGGUGGGCUGCAGCGACUUGUAAAGGUGCAAGUGGGCAGGUAUAAUCAGCUCAAAUAGCAUAUAUGCUCAUACACAGUGGCCAAAUGGAUAUGUAGAAGUGUGCUAUCAAAACAAUCACCUGGUGAGGGCUGGCAAGAUGGAGUUAUUGCCUGUCUGAAUUAAUUCUGUGUCCCAUUUCUGACUCGUUUUAUUUUUCAAGUGCCCAAUUAUUUCACAAAAAAAAUUUCCAAUGUUUUAAAGCAACAGUCCAUGAUAACUAGUUCAAGUUAAAAGCACCUGAAAGACAUGUUCAGUUGCCUCAGAGUAGUGUCUCUGGGAGCACUCUGGCAAUACAGAGCAGCAAUAUUUUUGGACAGGAAGUCAAGGUGAACUGCUUCAUGAGCACUACUUGAUAGCUUGAUACCAUUGCCAGUGGUAGUCUCCUUUCAACCAUUUCACCGUCACGUGACAGAAAAAGGUUUUGAGAACAUUUAAUGUUUAAUUGCCUGUUGUUAAAUAAAAUAUAAUGUGCUAGAGCGACAUGAACUUCCUGUCUCCUCCGCUGGCCUACGCAAUGGGUUCAACCGUCGGACAGUCCAAGUGGCAGAGAAGAGAGCGUUUAGAGCAAAAGAGCACUCACAGUAGAGCCAUGCCAGUUAUGGUGCAGUACUUACCCUUUAGAGAAAAUCAUAGAAGUGACUCUUUAUAACUGUGGGUCAACUUUCUCAGUGUAUCGCCUCGCUCUUGUUAAAAGCUUGAGAUGGGUCAUCAGUAAGAGGCAGGCAUGUUGUACAUGGAAAGAGAGGUUUAUGUGGUGAGCUGGAAGGAUGGCUUUCUGACAUUCUGAAAAGACACACAGGUGGUCAACUUCACACCAUUUAUAGAUUAUUCACAUGGGGAUUUAAAGGGAACUGAUGGAAUAAGUGAUUGUGUAUCAGUUUUAAUAAAAGUUUACUUUUUUACACGUUUCUUGCACUGGGUUGGACUGAAAGUUGCUUUCAAAAUUUCAUUAGCUUUCUUAACCCUAACCCCACAGGUUAGAGGUUUCUCUGCUCCGAUUAAAGAAUUAACUCUAAACUAGCACUGAACUUUAAGAACAAGUUUUCAGGAGAAAACAAAGGAGCUUAUAACAUCUGGUAUUUCAAUUUUCGCAUCCAAAAUGACCAGAGCUUACCCUGCUUUACUUGGUGGUCAGGGUAAUCUGGCCAUAAGCUGCUCUGUCGAGCAAAGACUGGCAUUUUAUUGACUCAAAUGGUACACUGGGCCAUCUCUGCUCUCACUCAGAAACUCAACCCUCCCAAUGUGCUCCAACUUUAACGCUAGCUGUAACCUCAUGGGUCAGAGGAUCCACUGCUGUGAAUAAAGAGUUAACACUGAUGCCAACUCUGAACUUUAAAAACAAGACAUGUAUGACUUUCUUUAUAUAUAUAUAAAAAAAAAGACAGUUGACAAUCAGAUGCAGUCUCCCAUCCAAGUACUAACCAGACCCUACCCAGCUUAGCUUUUAAGCUCUCAAGUGAUCCAACAUGGUCAGUGCACCCUGCUAUAAGGAGCUCCUUUGGGUACAAACAGGCAAUUAAUGGAUUCAUACAGUGAAACUAGCUGUCUGUGUAAACCUGACAUAACUAUAACCCUAGCUGUAAACCCAACCGAGGUCAUAACCCUAACCCUGUCCCUUACAUCAUGGGUCAGAGGUUUCUCUGCUCUGACUAACUUUGGCUAUACUCUAUAACCAAAACUAAACUGUAGGAGCAAGACAUGUAAGACUCUAAAACAAAAAGAAAAAAUUAGAACAACUAUUUUUGGUCAUCCAUCAAAGCACUAACCAGCCCCUAUCCAGCUUAGUUUCUGCCAUCAGAAAUAGCACACGCUCAAGGAGGUAUGGCCAUAAGCUGCUCCUUGCUUAACAGACUGGAAAUUUUACAGAUUCAAAUGGCUGUCUCUGAUCUCAUUCAAAAGCCCAACCCACCCAAUGUACUCCAAUGCAAACACUAAUUAUGGUGAUCCAUGAACAACACCAGCAAAGGAAUAUCAGAUACACAGAGCGUGAGUAGGCAGGUGAGCUGAUGGAGUCUGUUUUACAGGGAAGGAUUCCAGGUCAAAAGGAUUAGCUUGACAGAGACAGACAAGUAGAUCUGACAAGAAACCCAUGGAGGGAAGCUCCCUGUAAACACUUAUUGUGCUGAUUUUAACUCAAGAAGAGGUUUGGAAGUCUUUAGUCAUCGACUCAUCUCUCUGCAAACCUCUGUGACUUUAGGCGGUCUGAGCUGAGCUGUUGUGGUUGCUAAACACUUCCACUUUCCAAAAUUACCACUUACAGUUGAUUGUGGAAUAUCCAGGAGGGAAAAAUGACAUGAACUGCCUACAUUUGAAGUCAGAGAGCUCUAUAGAACAACCCAUUCUUUCUCAAAGGUUUGUGAAGACAGGCUGCAUGGCUUGGAGCUUGAUUUUUACACCUGUGCCUAUGGGGGUAAUACACAGUAAUAUGCCCUGACAGGCAGGUUGGAGUUUUACUGACCAAUGGGGCUAAGCUAGUCAGAAUAGUCAUUGCACUCUCCCUGCAGUAUUCCAAGAGGAAGCUGUAAGUCAA
Haplochromis burtoni (Burton's mouthbrooder) is the source of this 6638-nucleotide messenger RNA. RefSeq names its product serine (or cysteine) peptidase inhibitor, clade H, member 2 (gene serpinh2). Gene Ontology annotation, molecular function: serine-type endopeptidase inhibitor activity. Gene Ontology annotation, biological process: collagen fibril organization; negative regulation of endopeptidase activity. Gene Ontology annotation, cellular component: endoplasmic reticulum. Bases 457 to 1737 code for a protein of 426 amino acids. The transcript has 5 exons. Lineage: Eukaryota; Metazoa; Chordata; Actinopteri; Cichliformes; Cichlidae. The record is from RefSeq and is a predicted model, not a curated record.